Bombina bombina (fire-bellied toad) is the source of this 6670-nucleotide messenger RNA. RefSeq names its product interaction protein for cytohesin exchange factors 1 (gene IPCEF1). Lineage: Eukaryota; Metazoa; Chordata; Amphibia; Anura; Bombinatoridae. Bases 85 to 1263 code for a protein of 392 amino acids. The record is from RefSeq and is a predicted model, not a curated record. The transcript has 11 exons.
UUGCGAUGUUGUUGGAUGUUGUAGAAUCGACAAGAGCGUGCUGCAUAGAACCUACUGGUUAACAUAUAUACCAGAAAAAUACGAAUGGCUUCUGAUGGCAAUGAAGGAGUUUCCUUACGUCCAAAGUUGAAGAAACCCAGAGGAAGCAUUUUCAGCAUGAGUCGAAGAAGAAUUUCCUGCAAGGACUUAGGAAAUGCAGACUGCCAAGGUUGGAUGUAUAAGAAAAAAGAAAAAGCUUUCCUUGGUAACAAGUGGAAAAAAAUUUGGGCUGUUUUGAAGGGCUCGUGUCUUUAUUGGUACACAAAUCAGCUGGCAGAGAAAGCUGAAGGGUUUGUCAACCUCCCAGACUUCAUUGUGAACCCAGCAGUAGAGUGCAAGAAAAAGAAUGCUAUAAAAAUCAGUAACCCAAAAGUCAAGACAUUUUAUUUUGCUGCAGAGAACAGAGAAGAAAUGAACAAGUGGUUAAAUAAAUUGGGCCUUGCAGUGAUUAUACAUCCAGAGGAUGAGAAAAAAGAAGAAGAAUGCUGGAGCGAGAGCGAACAAGAUGAUCAGGAUGCAACAGAGAUUCCUCCCUCUUCAUGUACUGCACAACAGAAAUGCGAUGAUUCAUCUCUGACUAGUGAGCUGACUACGUCUCUACGAGAUUUUGCUGGAACUCCUAAUUCUGGAUCAUCAGAAUCUAUAUUAGACAAUCAGUCGGCCUCAGAAAUCGAUGAAAUAUCUUUAUCCCAGGACAGCUGCCAAACAGAGAUCCAAAUAGUUAAAUCUGAUUUUUCAAUUGUGAAUACUCUACCAAACGAAGAGAUAAUUGCAAUAAAAAGCAAUCUCCUCACAACACGUGCAGUGAUGCUGACAACAGAGGGUAAAGAGCAACGAAGAAACACUGAUGAUGAUGAAAUGGAGAGGUUAUAUAAAUCAUUAGAACAAGCAAGCUUGUCACCCAUUGGAGACCGAAGGCCGUCAACUAAGAGAGAACUGAGGAAAUCUUUUAUCAAACGAUGCAAAAACCCAUCAAUAAACGAUAAACUUCACAAGAUUAGAACACUGAACAGCACAUUAAAAUGUAAAGAACAUGACCUGGCCAUGAUUAAUCAGCUACUGCAAGACAAUGAACUUACCUCAACGAAAUACAGAACAUGGAAGGAUACCAACGUUAUGCUGUUUCAGGAUCUAUAUACUCCACCCUGUUUUACUGAUAGUACUGAAAUUACCAUAGAUGCUUCCUCUGUAGAAAAUGCAACAUGUACUAAAAAUGACUCCUAAAGAAAUGAAUUUUCAGAACUGCUGAGAUUUUGGACAUGAAUAACCAUGAUUUCAUCAUAACGGCUCAUCAUAUACUUCAAUGGGACUUUGGAUUGAUCAGAUUUUAUUGCAUACAACCAUGAAUUUGUCACAGGUCUGGUAAAAAUCCAAUCUGCUAUUUAUCAAAGGCAAACUCACAUUUUAAUGUUCAUCAAAACCUCAAAACGAAUUUUCUGCAGAACUUUGUUGCAUUUCGCUUAUGUUAAACAUCUGCUAUAAAUGAUGUCUAUUUACCCAAAAAUAUGACUGGCACAGUACAUAAAAAAAAUCCAAUACUUAGAGUUACCAAGGAUGGUGGAGAGCAGUAUUGGAAUUCAUGGUGUAAAAUCAUAAAUGUAUUAAAAUGCAUGCUCUGUUUGCCUGAAUAAACACUAUGAUAAACUAGGGAUAUUGUAAGUAAAAUAUUUGAUCUUUGCAAAGGAAGCACAGGAAGAUUUAAUUAAAAAUACUCAUCCGAAAGGUGAAGAAGUUUCAAUUUUGAACAUUAGUAAAUAUUGAAAUACAAUUAAAGAAGCAAUAUUAAAACAUUCUUUGAUUUUUGUGCUACUGUGUGAACAGAACUUUGUCUUUAUCACCAGGAAAGAUAUUAAACACAUAGGAGGAGUUUCCUUUGCUGUUGUAGACUGGUGGUACCAACAAGAAUCUCCAUUAAAGUCUAUGGAGAUGUUUUAUGUUACCACCAGUUUUCACCAGAAAAUUUAAUUUGGCUGCUCAGCAAAUCAGAGGCAGCAUAUGUACAUAGCUGCCAGUCACCCUCAAUGUUUAGCUCUUGGUCAGCAGAUCUGGAGCUGAUGUUAGCUAUAUAUUUAAUAGACAUGAGCCUAGACAAAAAACAUUCAGACAAAUUAUUUGUCAUGAAAAAAUAUUUUCUUCAUUCACAUUUAGUUCUUGGGAUCGUUUUUUGUUAACCUCGUAUUUUUAAACCUACAUGACGUUCAAGUAGUAGCUAGUGCUACUGCUACAAGCCAGCAAGAAAAAAAGGGAAGCUUAAAUACAUAUUGGCUGACACAGGAAUCAAUCACCGAACAAGGACAUUGCUGGCUAUAGUUAAUGAAUAGUGUAAAUUUUAACUUCUGAAACCUUUUCCGCCUUUGGAGGAAUGUUUUAACUACAUGAAUGAAGGAACAAUUUUUUUUUCUGAGCCUUCAUUUGUUGUUCAUGUUUGUUUAUUCAUUAAAUUAAUUGCUCAUUUUUCAUUUAGAAAUUAAUGAAAGAAUACAACAAAAUUAAUGGUAUUUUGAAUUUGUUUAAAAUCUGAAAGCUCAUGUCUAAAAACUGCAGUAUUCUGCUAUUUUCAGAACUGGAUUUAUUAAGUGCAACACACACAUAUCUGGAUUUGCACAGUUAUUUUUGGGUUGCACUUUUUCUCUAAUAAAUCCCGUACCAACAAUAGCCGAAUACUUCAGACUGCAGCCAUUUGUGGCAUUUGUUUCACUAAACGAAUGCUGUAAACUAAUAAAUGCACAUACCUACUCGCUAGUCUGUCUAUUGCAGUUUAAGUAUAUAGUUCUGUUCACAUAACAGUAAAAUAAUAAAAUCCUGUAGCACUUUUAAAUAAGCUUUUUUAUCAUCCUGAAUUUGAGGUCAAAUAAAAAGAUAUAGGGGUAGAUCUAAUAAAGGGUGAGCGGACAUGAUUCCCUGUAGCGAAUCAUGUCUGCUCGACCUCGCUAAAUGCCAACAGCAUACGCUGCCUGCAUUUAACAUUGCACAAGCAAUGGUGAAAUGCUUGUGCAAUGCUGCCCCCUGCUCACCGGUGGCUAGCAGGGUCCGUCAAUCAUCCCGAUCGGAACGGGAUGAUUUCAGUCCACUAUUUAAAAGGUGGCGGCCAAGUUAACUUAACUUCCAUUUCAGACGGACCCGCUGCUUCAUAAAUGGAGCGCGUAGUGUUAAAUAUCAGGAAAAAUUAUCAGGACACAAUGUAUAAUGAACUGAAAUUAACUGUACCUGAUUUAAUCUGGGGGCUGAUAACUGUGAACUAAAGGUACAGUGUAGUAGAAUAAAUUAUAUUGUGCAUGUAAAUGGGCAGCAGCAACAUAUUUUUGUGCAUGAAAAAGUUUAAUUUAUAACUGUUUAAAUAUAAACUCUAAUGAAGAGGAAAUUUAUAUUUGUAUUAAGUGAUACUGGUGUACUAAUGUGCUUUGGCUAAGUGCGCACACUCCCACAGUUCUGCUGGGUAAAAAAAAAACCACACAGGCAUCCACAAGCCUAACAAGAAAAUUCUAUUUGAGCACAAGAACAGAAAAAAACAAGGCUAUGUGAAUUUAUAAUAAACUACUACUCAAAUUCAAUUUUUUUUUAUAUCCCUUUAAAAAGCAUAAAAAAUGACCAAAUUUCAUGUUUAGAACUCUAUUAUGUUCUGAAAUGUUCUGCUGUAACUGAAUUAAUUUGAACAUACACAUGAAAGGGCUCAAGUAGUUCAUUAUCAUUCCACAGAACUAAAACUGAAUUACAGUUAGGUAAUGUAUUACUUGCUAUAAUAUUAAGACAAUAAAACACUUCAGCCAUAGAUUACUAAAGACACGUGCACACUCCUGAGCUCUUAUCAGCCUACCUAGUUUUACUCUUCAAUAAAAGAUACCAAGAGUAUGAAGCAAAUUUGAUAACAUAAGUAAAUUGAAAAUUUGUUUAAAAUUGCAUGCACUAUCCGAAAGACAAGUUUAAUUUUGACUUUACUGUCCCUUUAAUUUGUAAAUGAAUAAAGUUGCAAAUACUAUUUUGUGUUGUUAAAAACUUAUCGGCUAUAUUAUAGAAACUAUGGCUUAGAUUACAAGUGGAGCUGUAUUUUGCUUAAGAUUUCUAGCAUAAAUUGUGCUUUAGUGAAAUCAUACUGUGUAUAUUAUUAUUAUCGGUUAUUUGUAGAGCGCCAACAGAUUCCGCAGCGCUAUAUCUCGCGGGCAUCUGUGCACUUGUAUUAAAAGUUGAUAGUAUCACUAAAGCGCAAGUUACCAGAGCUGAAAGUAACCUGGUUCCUAUUGUGAAGUUACCAAAAACCUACCAGUUACACCUUAUAUACAAAUGCAAAGCACCAAUACAAGAGCUAUUCAGCAUGAAUAUUACUUACAAGUGUUGUACCGUGUGAAAUGACAAUAGCAAUUUCCAUGCAUGAAAUUACCUUUUUCACGUCCAAUAGAAUAGUAAAACUUGUUAGUGGAUAAUUGACACAUUCAAGCUGGGGCAUAAUGGGUAUACAGGGCAUGUUUAUAUAAUGUGUAAUUUAUUGUCUUUAUUAUAAAACAAAAUUCUAAGCUAAUUUAUUGUAAAAAAAAAAGGUUUUAUUUUGGCAAUGUUAUGGUGUAAAAAAUAUUAAUUUCAAUGGUAUAAAUGGUGCCUUUUUAAAAAAACAUAUAAAUGACACAUCAUACACACAUGUACUGUAUACCCAUAAUGUCCCAGCUUGAAUGUAUUGAACACUAAUGUAAUUUAUUUUCAAAAACAAAUACCAUUGAUUUCACAACCUCUAAUUAUAUAUGUUAUUGUCACCACAUCACAACAUGAAGUAAUGUACAUUCAAAAAUAGCCUUAAUGAAUCUAGACAGUGUACUGAGAUUUAUUUUUCUCUCCCCUUUAAUGUUUCCAAUUACACAUUUUACCUGCUGGAGUGCAUUUAAUUGUUUACAAAUAGCCCCUUUACAUUUAUUUGAAAUAGCUGCUUUUGCCUGUUGUAUCCACAGCUAUACUGUGAAUUUCAAUACUUAAGUACUGGUAAUAGAAAGGCUGUAUAAACAAGGAUGUUUAGAAAAAAACAUGCUCCCAGUAGGGGUGCAUGGGACAAAGAGAUAAUAAAAUGUUCAUUUUUCCAUUGUUCUCUUUAAGUUCUGGUCUCACUGAACUUGUGGGAGAAAAGAUAAGGAAGAUUUUAUGUAAAUAUAUAGAUAAGCUAAUGAAAUCUGCGCUCCCUGCAGGCUCAGCCCAUUUGAUUGGUUUUAGGUUUAUUUUAGCAUAGACAGCAGUGUUCCUUUUAAUGGGCAACCACACGGCUAAUUUUAUUGACCACCCAGUUAAAAUAUAAGCCAAUAUUAAACUAAAAAUGAACUAAUAUUAAACUUUUUCAAUAUUUAAUUCACAAAUUGUCAUAAUAAACAUUUAUGUUAAAGUAUGCAAUUAAUUUGUGCUUUGUAGAGCAGAAACUAUACCUAAAGACACAAUUUCCCAUAGAUUUUAAAACCUGCAGCUGGUAUCACAAGUUAUUGUACAGACUGUCACUUUAAAUACAUCUAAAACGGCAUUAGUGUGGCUUUUUUUCUAUGCACAAAAUUAAUGUUCAUUGUAAAAGGUGUGAAAAUAAAACCUAAGAGGACAGUUUUGUGGUUUAUGAAGUUCUGUAUGAACAGUCACAAUGACUUUACCAGAGCCUUUCACUUUGGUUAAUAUUUCCCGCAUUAAUAUUAUUAUCACUCAAGUACAAAGGCUAAACAUGUCAUUUCCACUUGGCUCUCGUCAUUAACAGUAAAUGGACUGUUAGUUACAGGUUGUAAUAUUUUUUUCCAUGUAGUUAUAUUGUGUGAUCUAGCGGUAAUACUCGCAUUCACCUUUGCUCUUUUCGCAGUAAUGAUUGUGCUCCACUUGUAAUCUAGGCCUAUUUGUAUAGGCAUUCAGAGGAGUGAAUAUUGCUCCAAUAUACAAUUAUAUACAUUAACAUCUGGUUAUAAUAACAUUCCCCUGGAAAAAAAAUCUGCAUAUUCCCGUGACUAAUUGGAUUGGUAAGUCAAUGGGUAUAUAUUUCAUUCAUUGGGGCAUUUUUAUCAAGCUCCGUAUGGAGCUUAAUGCCCCGUGUUUCUGGCGAGCCUGCAGACUCGCCAGAAACAGCAGUUAUGAAGCAGCGGUCACAAAGACCGCUGCUCCAUAACCUGUCCGCCUGCUCUGAGCAGGCGGACACACAUCGCCACAAUACAACCUGAUCGAGUACGAUCGGAUUGAUUGACACCGAGUCAGCAGGGGGCGGCGUUGCACCAGCAGCUCUUGUAAGCUGCUGGUGCAAUGCUGAAUACGGCGAGGUCUUAUUCAGCGAGGUCUGGUGGACCUGAUCCGCACUGUUGGAUCAGGUCUGCCAGACCUUGAUAAAUAUGCCCCAUUGGCUUCUCUAGUGUAAAUGUAGCCUUAAUCCUAUGGAAACGUCUAAAUAUUGGCCUGGGGAGGUAUUAGGACUUACAAAAUCAUUUUACCUUCGAAUAUGUUCCUUUUAGUCCUUACUCUACUUACUUUCACAUAUUUAUUGGACUAAAAAAAUUAUAAUACAGUAUAAUGAAAAAGCAGAUGUUUGUGGUUUCAUAAAAUGUAAACUACUAGGAAGUUGUAAUUUAAAUGUAUGUAUAAAUGUAUUUGUGUUGUAAAUUAUAUUUGUGCAAUAAAAAAAAUCUUAAAAAACAAA